CGCUUCUAACACCGAUAUAUCUUCUAGGCUCAUCACAUGGUCUUAUCUUAAAGAGAGCACAAUCAUGUUGGACGGCAAACCAUCGAUUCUUCACAUUGGUCACAAAAGGCUCAAUCCAAGCCAAUACCCGCCGCCAUGUCAACAACCACCACAACAGCAACGGCAUCAGCCUCAGCCUCCACCUCAGGCAUAGAACUCCAUCCCCUCCCGGCCAACAUAUCCCAAAAGCCCUCCCCCUUCACAUCCACAUCCCGAAACGUCGACGACACCACAGAUCCAAUCCUCCAAGCUUCCCGCGAAGCAGACUCCACCGUCCCCGAAGGCGGCUACGGCUGGGUUGUCGUGGGCGGCUGCUUCGUCGUCGCCUGGUGGAUCAUCGGCACAUCCUACUCGUGGGGCGUCAUCCAGGGCGCCCUCAUCGAAGAUGGUCUCGGCACGCCCGCCGUGCUCUCGUUCGUCGGGUCCCUGGCCGCGGCGCUCAUCUCGGCGUUGGCUAUUGUCAACUCGCGCGUCAUGAGGCGGAUCGGGCCGAGGAAGACGGGGUUAUUGGGGAUUUCGCUGUUGGGGGUUAGUGAAUUGCUGAGUAGCUUUGCGGUCAAGAAUGUGGGCGCCAUGUUUGCUACCAGUGGUGUCAUCAUGGGGUUGGGAAUGAGUUUAUGUUUCACGAUCGUCUCUGUGGUCCCGGCACAGUACUUCAGCCGCAAGCGCGGCCUCGCCAACGGCAUCGUCUUCGCCGGCGGUGGCCUCGGUGGCGCCGUAAACAGCUUCGCCCUCGACGCCCUCCUCAAUCAUCUCGGAUCCGCGUGGGCCUACCGCGUCCUGGCCCUUGUCACCCUGGCCACGGGACUCCCAGCAGCAUGGCUCAUCAAAGAGCGUGUUCCCGUCCGUAGUACUGGGUUCGUUGAGUGGCGCCUCUUCAAAUCCUUAACCUUCGUCCUCGUCUUCCUAGCCGGCGCAGUCGGAACCUUCCCCCUCUUCGUCCCGCCCUUCUUCCUCCCACUCUACUCCAAAUCCAUCGGCCUCUCCUCUUCCACGGGCGCCGGCCUGGUAGCGGGGUUCAACUUCUCUUCCGCCAUCGGCCGUAUCUGCUGCGGUGCCUUUUGCGACGCAUUUGGCGCGCUCAACGUGCUCUUCGUCUCCCUGUUCCUGUCUGCGGUUAGUAUCCUGGCCAUCUGGCCCGUCUCGACGUCGCUUGGUCCCAUGGUUGCCUUUGUCAUUAUCAAUGGCGUCUCGAACGGUGGUUUCUUCUCAACUAUGCCUACGGUGGUCGGGAACACGUUUGGAUCCGCUAGGGUCUCUGUCGCUAUGAGUAUGAUUGUGACUGGAUGGGCUGGCGGCUAUCUCAUGGGCUCGCCAAUUGCGGGAUAUCUUCUGGAGGCCUACGGUGGCGCCGAGGGAGGUCUUCAAGCGUACCGUCCAGCCAUGUUCUACGCUGGCUCUCUGUCAUUGGCGGCGGCUGGCCUAGUCGCCAUGGUCAGGUUCCGCAUCAACAGCAGCAUCUUGGCAAAGAUCUGA
Colletotrichum scovillei is the source of this 1515-nucleotide messenger RNA. RefSeq names its product major facilitator superfamily transporter. The coding region runs from base 136 to 1515 and encodes 459 amino acids. NCBI's taxonomy places the organism in Eukaryota, Fungi, Ascomycota, Sordariomycetes, Glomerellales, Glomerellaceae. Gene Ontology annotation, molecular function: transmembrane transporter activity. The record is from RefSeq and is a predicted model, not a curated record. Gene Ontology annotation, biological process: transmembrane transport. The transcript is spliced from 5 exons. Gene Ontology annotation, cellular component: fungal-type vacuole membrane.